AUGGGGGACGCAGCGAUGAACGUCGCAGCGUCCGGCGGCAGCGGCAGCGGUGGCGGCAGCGGUGGCGGUGGCGGCCAGCGCAUCGUCAAGGAGGGCUGGCUCCAAAAACGCGGUGAACACAUUAAGAACUGGAGGUCCAGGUAUUUUGUUUUGAGAGAUGAUGGUACACUGGUUGGAUUUAAGGCAAAGCCUGAUCCACAAAUGGCUGCGUCGGCCCAGCCGUUAAAUAACUUUACAGUGCGUGGGUGCCAAAUAAUGUCAGUGGAUAGACCUAAACCAUACACGUUUGUUAUCCGAGGCCUCCAGUGGACGACUGUAAUCGAAAGGACAUUUCAUGUAGAAACUGAACAAGAAAGGGAAGACUGGGUAGCAGCAAUCAGAUAUGUAGCUGAUAGGUUAGCAAGUGAAGAGCACCAGCAACAAGAACACCCUCAGAUGCAACAAUCUUCCUCUUCGGAGGACGUCGAUAUGGAAUCGUCAGGAGGUGCUAGAUCCGAUUCCUGUAGUUCCUUAGGUGUUGUAUCUACAGAUAUAGACGGCGGUAGUAUUGAUGAAUUAUCGGCAAAAUUCAGUGUCCAGGGAACUUCAAGUAGUAAAAGCACUGGCAAAAAGAAAGUAACGCUCGAAAAUUUUGAAUUCUUAAAAGUUUUGGGAAAGGGAACGUUUGGAAAGGUAAUUUUAUGUAGAGAAAAAGCGACGGGACAUUUAUACGCUAUCAAAAUUUUGAGAAAGGAGGUCAUCAUUCGCAAAGAUGAAGUGGCACAUACACUUACCGAGAACAGAGUAUUACGUACCACCAAUCAUCCCUUUUUAAUUUCCUUGAAAUACAGUUUUCAAACGGCGGACCGACUCUGCUUCGUUAUGGAAUAUGUAAAUGGCGGUGAAUUGUUUUUUCACUUGAGCCGAUCACGGGUAUUUGGUGAAGACCGCACUCGAUUUUACGGCGCAGAGAUUAUAUCAGCUCUGGGUUACUUGCACUCGCAAGGUAUUAUAUACCGUGACCUAAAACUGGAAAAUCUCCUUUUGGACAAGGAUGGGCACAUAAAAAUUGCUGAUUUCGGCUUGUGCAAAGAGGACAUUACGUAUGGAAGGACAACAAAGACAUUUUGCGGAACACCGGAGUAUCUUGCACCAGAGGUACUCGAGGAUAACGAUUACGGGCGUGCUGUGGACUGGUGGGGCGUGGGUGUAGUUAUGUAUGAGAUGAUGUGCGGUCGAUUACCUUUUUAUAACAGAGAUCACGAAAAGCUGUUUACGCUUAUUUUAUUGGAAGAAGUAAGAUUUCCUAGGACGAUUAGUAAUGAAGCGAGAGACAUGCUUGGCGGUUUGUUAAUAAAGGAUCCAAGCAGAAGAUUAGGCGGUGGACCCAAUGACGCAAAAGACAUCAUGAACCACGCAUUUUUCUCGUGUAUCAAUUGGACAGAUCUCGUUCAGAAGAAGAUCCCCCCACCGUUCAAGCCGCAAGUGACUUCAGAUAUUGACACUCGAUAUUUUGAUAGUGAAUUUACCGGCGAAAGUGUUGAACUCACACCCCCCGAUCAAGGCUGUUUAGGUAGUGGAGGGGGUCUGAAUUCUAUAGCCGAAGAACAAGAACAUUUCCCGCAAUUUUCAUACCAAGAAAGUCAUUCUGCAGCAACUUCUUCCAUUGUUUCUAUUAAUCACUGACAGUGUAAAGUGUCUUGCUUAAUUAAUAUAACGAGAUGUGUGAUUUAAUGCAUGAAAAAAAAACUCCAAGCAAAAACAUUCGAUUACGGUAUUUAACUGACGAUUGUCUGCAAAGCUUGAAAGCUUAAAUUUUCUCAAUAGGCAGAUCGAUCGAUUUACCUUUCUUCAUGAUGCUUUUUUUACGCAUCUUAAGAGAUUGUCACAUAUCUCCAACGGCAGAUUAGAUUUAUGCGUAUAAGUGUGUGCGCGCAUAUAACACCUAUACACAUAACUAUUCAUUAAAAUUGUAUAUGGCAAAAUGUAUACUAUAAGAUUAGAUUGAGAUAGUAUGAUUAAUACUUGCUGAAUAGAUUCGAAGGAAUAUGACAGGGAUUAAAUUAUGUUCUUAAUUGAAUCGAAUUAACUGAACAAGUCCUUGGGAUAUAUCUAUUGUGAAUAUUGAAGGAUUUUCUUGUCGAGGGACGCGCGCGUGCGCGAUAAUUGUAAUUAUAAUCUUUCGUUUAACAAGAGUUACUCUUGAUACUUUCCAAGUUUACUUGUCACUGUUUAUUAUCUUAUUUAUGGAGGGGCAGUUCCUGAUCUUUUUUUUUAAUUCAAUAAAUGACCGUUACGGCAGAUGCCAAAGUAAAAAAAAAAUCACAACUGGUCAAGAGCCAACAGAAAAAAAGAAAGAAAAAUACUUUGUCCAUUGUGAAAGUAGAAUUGUAGUAAAAUAUCAGCUUUAAUUGAAUUAUUGUGUAAAUUUGAGAACACUUUUUUAGCUUUAUGAGGAUAUCGUUAUUACUUGACUGGUCGUAAUUGGAGAUGUGCGAGUAUUCGAAAAAUCUUGAGGCGCAUUAAGUUUCAAGUUUCCUGGAAACGAUUAUUCGACUAUUUUUAGAAUUGCUUGGAAAGAUAAGAGUUGUGUAAAGGCAAUUUGUGGCUUAAAUAUUUUCUGCCUAAUCUCUCCCUUUCUCUCUCUCUAUGGAAAUUUCUAAAAUAUUAAAAUGUAAUUAACACACCUAUUGAUGGAGCCAAAGCGAUAGAGCUUAUUGCACAUAUAUGAACUGUGCGUGUAAAAAGUAUUUAUAAAGUAAAAAAAACUAUUAUCUCCACAUCAUCGCUACAAUUGGUUUAUCACUGAAUCAUUAUCAACGUAAAGCUCGUGAGGUAUUCGAUUCCAUAAUUACCCAGUAUAAUCUAAAUUUGUAAAUUUUACGUGCGGUUUUGCUCCAAUACAAUUAUAGUUAUGUACUUUCAUAUUAAAUAAGAUAUAAAAUGAACUUUUUAAUAAUGAAAAAAA
Ooceraea biroi (clonal raider ant) is the source of this 2947-nucleotide messenger RNA. It is a transcript of the gene Akt, whose product is annotated as AKT serine/threonine protein kinase. The record is from RefSeq and is a predicted model, not a curated record. NCBI's taxonomy places the organism in Eukaryota, Metazoa, Arthropoda, Insecta, Hymenoptera, Formicidae. Gene Ontology annotation, biological process: protein phosphorylation. Gene Ontology annotation, molecular function: protein serine/threonine kinase activity; ATP binding.